CUAGAUGGAACGGAACUCAACACUGAUUCGCUGCUGGGGUUUUUAAUGGGUAACCAUCCCAUAUUCCCUAUUGGCUUCUAUCAGAUUGGGAUGUUUUGGACUGGAGGAGACUGAAUUAGUUCAGCUAAACACUUGCUGAGCUGUAUUCCACUGGACUGUGUUGAGUUUGCAUGCAGGCCUGGGGAGGCAGAGCUGGAAUAGACGGAAUUCCCUUUUUUUUGUUGCAUCCCGCCCUCCUUCUUCAAUCCUCCCCUCAUGUUCUCUCUAGCACUUCCACAGCACACAUCCAGUGUUGCAGAGCAGGCAAAGGCAGCCAUCCUCAGUGCUUCUGUUCAUCUGCUGGCUCCUUAAACGACGGAGAAGAAGAAAGGGAAUACGGAUUUGUCUUCUCUUUUAUAUUCCCUGCAUUUCUACCGAAGGAUCUGCUGGUGUGAGGAAUUACCAUCAGAUCUUUUUUCAGUUUAUCAUCCAGAGGAUUUUUGGAUGUGUCUUUUUUUCCUAUUUUAUCAUUUUUCCUACAUUUUGAGGAAAUUGUUGGACAGGAGAAGCAUUUAUUAGCGCCUGCAUUUCUUUAUUUCUCGUAUAUCUUGGCUGCCUUUACUGUCCAUUCCUCUGGCUGGUGCUGCUGGUGCUGGUGGUGCUGGUGGUGCUGGUGGUGGUGAAGCCGGGGCAGGCAUGGCCCAGGAGGCAGGCAUGGGGGUGACCCUCCAGGACACCCUGGCAGUGCCCCCCAUGCCCAAGCACUCCGGCCUGAAUGAAGACCUGGUGAAAAUUCUGCGGGAAAACCUGCUGCAGCCGGAGAGGCCAAGAGGACAACGGCGAUCACCGUCUUCCAUCUCCCCCCGCCUCUCCCCCCGCAACUCGCCACGACUGCUUCGCCGCAUGCUGCUCAACAACAACACCCACAAACAGAGGCGCUUCACUGUCGCACACACAUGCUUCGAUGUGGACAAUGGCACAUCAUCAGGUCGCAGCCCCCUGGACCCCAUGGCCAGCCCGGGCUCAGGCCUCAUCCUGCAGGCCAAUUUUGUCCACAGCCAACGGAGAGAGUCGUUCCUCUACCGCUCCGACAGUGACUACGACCUCUCGCCCAAGUCUAUGUCCCGAAACUCCUCCAUUGCCAGUGACAUUCAUGGUGACGAUAUGAUUGUAACGCCAUUUGCACAGGUUCUGGCAAGCUUGAGAACAGUACGAAACAACUUUGGUGCAUUAACUAAUCUAUCACAAGACAGAGCGGCCAAUAAGAGAUCACCCAUGUGUAACCAACCCCCCAUCACCAAGACCACCUUCACGGAGGAGGCCUACCAGAAACUGGCCACUGAGACCCUGGAGGAGCUGGACUGGUGUCUGGACCAGCUGGAGACGCUGCAGACAAGACACUCCGUCAGCGAGAUGGCUUCCAACAAGUUCAAGAGGAUGUUGAACAGGGAGCUGACUCACCUGUCAGAGAUGAGCCGCUCUGGGAACCAGGUGUCUGAGUUCAUCUCCAGCACCUUCCUCGACAAGCAACAUGAAGUGGAGAUGCCUAUCCCUCAGACGCAGAAGGAGAAGGAGAAGAAGAACAAGCCCAUGUCUCAGAUCAGUGGGGUGAAAAAGCUGCAACACUCCUCCAGCCUCACAAACUCUAAUAUCGCUCGCUUUGGAGUCAAAACGGAAACUGAGGAUGAACUUGCUACGGAGCUGGAGCAUGUGAAUAAAUGGGGCCUUAAUGUUUUUAAAGUCUCAGAGUUCUCUGGGAAUCGGCCACUGACUGUCAUGAUGUACACAAUAUUCCAGGAGAGGGACUUGUUAAAAACAUUUAAAAUUCCUCUUGACACCUUUAUAACAUACCUGAUGACCUUAGAAGACCAUUAUCAUGGUGAUGUGGCCUACCAUAACAACAUGCAUGCUGCUGACGUCACCCAGUCAACUCACGUGCUGCUAUCCACCCCUGCCCUCGAGGCUGUAUUCACAGACCUUGAGAUCCUAGCUGCCAUCUUUGCCAGUGCAAUUCACGACGUGGACCAUCCUGGUGUCUCCAACCAGUUCCUCAUCAACACCAAUUCGGAGUUGGCGCUGAUGUACAAUGACUCGUCGGUGUUGGAAAACCACCAUCUAGCAGUCGGUUUCAAACUUCUACAAGAGGAGAACUGUGACAUCUUCCAAAACUUGACCAAAAAACAAAGACAAUCUCUGCGAAAGAUGGUCAUUGACAUUGUGCUAGCAACAGACAUGUCAAAGCACAUGAAUCUACUGGCUGAUCUGAAAACUAUGGUUGAAACCAAGAAGGUGACCAGCUCUGGUGUCCUGCUGCUGGACAACUACUCAGACAGGAUACAGGUUCUGCAGAACAUGGUGCACUGUGCAGAUCUGAGUAACCCCACUAAGCCUCUCCAGCUGUACCGGCAGUGGACGGACCGCAUCAUGGAGGAGUUCUUCACCCAGGGGGACCGAGAGAGGGAGAGGGGCAUGGAGAUCAGCCCCAUGUGUGACAAACACAACGCCUCAGUAGAAAAGAGCCAGGUGGGUUUUAUAGACUAUAUCGUCCACCCUCUGUGGGAGACGUGGGCGGACCUGGUGCACCCAGACGCUCAGGACAUCCUGGACACGCUGGAGGACAACAGGGAGUGGUAUUCAAGCACCAUCCCCGCAAGCCCCUCCCCCACCCUGGACGAUCCCGAGGAUGGAACGAGACCUCCAGGAGGGGACAAGUUCCAGUUUGAGCUCACGCUGGAGGAGGACGGGGAGUCGGACACUGAGAAAGACAGCGGCAGCCAGCCGGAGGAGGAGGAGGAGGAGGAGGAGGAACUAGAAGAUGAGGAUGAUGAUGAGGAUGAGGAGGAGGAGGAUGAAGACGAGGAAAACAGCUGCACUGACUCUAAAACACUCUGUACGCAGGACUCUGAAUCUACAGAGGUUCCUUUGGACGAACCGUUGGGGGACGACGAGGAGGAGGAGGUAGUGGAAGAGGGGGAGACACCCUGCACACAAACCUGUGUGGUGGAGGAGGAGGUAGCAGAGGAGGGGGAGAAAGAGGAGCCCCCCCACACAUAGCAGUGUCUGGACAGCACCUGAUUAACUGUUCUUCUUAGUAAUGACAGAUGAUUAUUUAUAGAAUAUUUUUUGGGUUUCGUGGAGUUUGUGUUUUUUAUACAUCUUUGUGUAUGGUUCCAAAGCGUGCGCUGCUCUUCACCUUGGCCACUCCUCCUGUCCGCUUCGUUCAGACACCGGUACUUCUUCAAGUUAUUUUGCACUCAGGAAAACUCCUCUCCAUUCCCCUUUGUACUAAAGUGGUGUGUCCUUAUUUCUCUUUUCGGCCUCCCCUUUACAGGCUUAAGUUUAGAACAUGGACUAACAGCUCUCAGUCUGCUCAUAGCUGUUCACACGAUACAUAAUAUCACAUGUUCCUUCCCUCCGCUUCGGCUCAGCAUUGCCUGAAAGUUUAGCAGUAUUUCUGUGUUUUAUCAAGUGCCCAUACUUGUGGUUAUCAGUGUGUUCAAGGAGAAUCUCCCCCUCGGUUAGGUCACUCCCUCCCUCUGGGAAUUAGGAGGCAUUAUAUGCUGCCGUUCUGCUGAAAACCCGACGGGACAGAGAUGAAAGCUGCAGCACACGGGGAGCUUUUCGAGACACACGUUUCUGAUGUGGAAGUCUUCCUUGAAAACCUGACUGAUACAAAGCUCAAAUCUGAACAGCUGAGAUGCUGUCCUAGACCUCUUUAAUGUUUGUAUCGUACUGUAUGUAAGAUUCAGAUAUUUUCUAGAAUUUACUUUUGCAAUCCUAGGCUUUGUUUUGUUAGCAGAGAGGAUUAGAGGACCAAUGGGAAGACAUGUGUCACAGAUAUUCAGUGUUUUGAAGGGGUAUCUUCACCGCUGGAUUACAUUAGGAGUGUUUGCACUUGCUCCAAUAGCAUUUAAACUACUAUUACCAUGCCACUAUACCCAUAUUCGGUUAGUCCUGUGAGUGAAGCUUUGAAAUUAUUCAUUACAACUAUUCGUUUGGUGAGAGUUUUCACUGAGAAGGAGGCGGGACGUUACUGUAUGCUUUACUUGUAUUGAAAUUUGGAUGAAGCCUUUAUAUUUUAUUAUUGUUGCCUGCAGUUCUUUUGAACACAUCCUGAGACAAUGCAAUGCUUUGUAGUUGAUACAAAAAGCACCUUUUUUUUAGAAGCUUGAUUAGUGCUUGGAGUAUACAGAAAUACUGUAGUAAUGGUGAGUGAAAACUACUGGGGUGAUUUUAUACCAAUGUUAUGAAAGCUUUUACUCUCCUUUCUUUUAUUUUGCUCAUUAACAGUGAUGUACUUAUCACCAUCAGCUGCUUGUUUUCAGCUUCACUUCAUUUUCUAUUCGGCGGCAUGAAUUUAUUUUGCCAACACAAUUAACCCAGUUGCUGUCUUUGUUUUCGACAAGACAAUCAGCUCCGUUGCAUAGUCUUCAGAUAAGACUAUCCUCUACGUAGAUACUCUUGAUGCACUGAUAUAUUCAUAUAUCACCACUUUAAUAUUUGUAAUGUUUCAACUCGCCAAACCCCUCACUCAUGAAUAUUUAGGCUAGACCAGUGCUGUCUUACACCUCGUCCAAGACUUGCUUCUUUUUUUCAUGUUUUUUUUAUUUUUCACUUAACACCUGAUGCUAUUAUUUAUUGGUAUAUUUUGUAUUUAUUUUUUGCAAUAUAAAGGUGGUACAGUAAAUGUUUGACUGUAGCAUAGACCACAGUGCAGGCUUGGCUGUUACAAUACUCAAAUAUCCCUUUUAUUUCUCUGUGUACAUAAAAUAUAGAAAACCCACAAAUGUUAAAAAAAACUAAAAAACACUUGAAAUACUGCACACUGCUUUUUUUAACAAGUGUUCAUCAUUUCAAAAGUUGAUUUUAUCUUUCAUUUUGUGCCAAGUUUUUUUUUCCUCUUUUUUCAUCCUCACCCAAUGCCCUUACCUGUUAUAAAAUGUUCUGGUUUUAUCGCUGUUUACAAACAUAUAUUUAUUGUGCUGUAUAUAAUAUAUAAUUAUUAAUGUUAUUACUAUCAUAAUGCCGUUUGUUGUAAAUGGUCGAUUCUUAUCAUCCCUUUUGGUGAUGGUGUGGCUGUAUUACGUACCUCUUGUUGAGAGAAUGUUUAUAACAGAUGAGCUUUGGUGUAAAAAAAGAUCCACGGACAUGUUGCUUACCUGAGAAGUAGCUCAGUGAAGAGAGGGGGAAAGCCAAAUUGUUUUUUUAAAGAAACUGUUCCUUGGCCCAUGGGCUGUGCCUUAAAUUCAAAGCAUGUCAUUUACUUUAGCCUUUUUUUCUAUUUGAUUUCCUAGUUCUCUUUUGCUGCAUCAGUGGAUCUUUUGGCUUGGGUUGGCCUGACCUCCUGCUGUGAGUUUGAAAAUGUUGCUUUUUUUUCUCACAGCCAAACACAUAUUUAUCCAUCAAAAAUGUGUUCCUGGGUAAAAUGGUGCAGGAUUCAGGUCAAUCACAAGCCAUAGAUGUACUCCCUGAGUGAUGUGUGGCCUAAAGCCGGAUGUCCAAGAGUCGUAUUUGCUGUAGACCUGGUGUGAACAACUGGCACUUCCUUACGCCCUGACACUACACUCACUGUGACACACCCGCUGGGAUGUAAACGAUACAGGAGUGACUUUGUCCGUGCAGAGGUACUGCAGUGUCGUCUCCAUGCGUGUGGGAGUCUCACAGCUACAAACACUGAACGGGGUGCAACAGGAGUGUGUCCCGCUGCUCAACCACAGCCUACAAAGCACAGAGUCUUUGAGACACAUCUGCAUGUUCAGCCACUGCUGCAUUAAUUAUGGCUGAAACACUGACGGUGUGUUGCUUAUCUAUGCUCGGCCCACACUUUCACUCACAUGACUUGCAAUAUCCAAAACCACUGACAUCUUUAUGCCUGGACGGGAGAAGGGUUUAGUUUAUUUCUGUAGUGAGGGGUGGGCUUGGGGGGGUGGGCUCGGGUAGGGGUUUUGAGUGCAUCUUUGUCCAAAAACAGGGACUCUUAUUUUGACACACAUACUGUAGAUUCUAAACAGCCCUGGACCAAUGGAAACAGUGGGUUCUUUUAUCAUUAUGUGUUCUAUUUUUUAUGGUAUGAAAGGAAAACACAAACUGUAACUUAAAAAAAGGUCUUCAGGACAAUUAUUUUUUUGGGUUAUGUCUUUAGAAUGCCAACUUGUCUGGAAGUUUCACAGGACAAUUAAAAUGUUAUUUUAAUGGAUUCCUUGUUAAUUGCAGUCUAUUGGAUAGCACUGUAGAUCAUACAACUUUAUGUAAAAAACAAAUGAAAAUAAUGAAAAAAAGGUUUUUAUAUGCAAUGGAUUAAAUAAAAGCAUGGGUUGAUUCUGCCUACUCA
Molecule: messenger RNA, 6310 nt
Organism: Gymnodraco acuticeps
Lineage: Eukaryota; Metazoa; Chordata; Actinopteri; Perciformes; Bathydraconidae
Gene: pde4d
Product: phosphodiesterase 4D, cAMP-specific
Exons: 15
Coding region: 676-3033 (785 amino acids)
Biological process (GO): signal transduction
Cellular component (GO): nucleus; cytosol; perinuclear region of cytoplasm
Molecular function (GO): 3',5'-cyclic-AMP phosphodiesterase activity
Source: RefSeq, a predicted model, not a curated record